Molecule: messenger RNA, 12713 nt
Organism: Paramuricea clavata
Lineage: Eukaryota; Metazoa; Cnidaria; Anthozoa; Malacalcyonacea; Plexauridae
Source: the annotation of a GenBank genome assembly
AUGGGAGAUUUAAUUGAUUUGAAAAGUGCAUGGAAAGUCCUUAAAGAAAUCACCUACAGACGGGUUUUGGUGGUUUUCAUGUCCAAAAUCCUGAUUUUUUGUUCUUUUUUCUUGAAAGGAUUUCGUCUCAAUAGUAACAGUGGAACGCCUUAUUCAGGAAAAGUGGAGGUCUUACACGCGAACAGAUGGUUUGGACUUUUUCGAAAUUUAUUCAAACGAAAGUAUCAGAGAAGAAUAUGUAAUGUCCUAGGAUAUCCGGGAGCGAUGAGAAUAUGGAUUUACAAGACGAAGCAAAGACAAUUGGUAGCCACUAUAAUGAAAUGGAAUGGAACCGAAGUAAAAUAUAGAGUGUACAUUGGAGGGGUGCAAAAUGUUGCUGGUCUAACUUGUAAAAAAGGUAUAGGUUAAAAUAAUUAAGGCCGUUUUCAAUUACCAUUGUUUUACCCAUGUGGGUGGGACGGGUUAGCUUGUUUGAGCACGGUUUUCUAGCUUGACAAUGCUGUCAUACGUGAAAGCUGAAUCACUGACAUUGAAAUGUACUAAUGCACCUGACUUCAAUUGGUCGGUCGUCCUGCGUCCUCGAUUUUUAAAAGCACUUUGCUGCACUUUAAUAUUUAUUAUUAGAAUUCGUGUUCCGCUUGGUACUUCUCUGGUAACAAUUUUGAAUAACCGCUACAAUAAUGGAGCACUUGAAGCUUUUAGAAAACUUCAACGCUCGGAGCUCAAGUUGGGUAAAGCCAAACUAGAUCUUGAAUUUCUGAAAGCAUGCAAAAAAGGCUCGGUAAUACCACGAUUCCUGUGGUUCAAGGUUGCGAAUCGCCGUUUUGCGGAACUCCAGAGCCUACAGACAAUGUCAGAACAAACUGUUACAAGAUGAAAUCAACGCCAAACACGCAAGAAUAAUCUUUAUUAAAAAUGUUAAAAUUAAUGGUUUAUGGCUCUUUUAAAAGCACUUUGCUGGGCUUUAAUAUUUAUUAUUAGAAUGCGAUUGUAAUCGAUAAAUUGCUGCAUGUGAGUAGAUGAUAUAUGGGUAUACACACAUCCUACUGCAGUAUGACGUCUAUAACUAUACUUUAACAACAUUAUAAAUGUACUUAAAUUAUUAACAUAUAGACCCAUUGUACCCGGAAAAAUGAACGAAAGUGGAGUUCAUUAUUCCGCAUUCUGAGUGGCGGUUCGUUUCACAUUCUCCUCCAAAUUUCAUGUAUUAGUUGAUUAUAAGGUCAACUGCAAGAGGUCCAGUGGUUCGCUGGAGGAUUUGAAAUCAUCAUUGUAUAUAAAAAAUAUAUUGCUGCAAUACAAUUAUUGCUGAAAUGGAUUUAGAAGACUAUGUUUCUUUUCUUUUCAUUUUAGCAAUUCGGUUAGUAAAUAGUGAUAAUGGAAAUAAUAGUGACCACUAUGGAAUUGUUGAAAUUUAUCGUGAUGCGAAAUGGUGGAAGCUGAGUGACAAUCAAUGGAGUAACGCUGAUGCUAAUGUUGCUUGUCAUUACCUGGGCUAUGACAGAGCUUCCGAAAUCUAUACUGAGACAUUUUCAAGGAUAAAUGCGACAAUUUUAUCUGUUGAUUUCAAAUGCCGUGGUAACGAAGGAGAACUAGCCGACUGUUUUCAGGAACAGCGAAAAACGAACGCUAGUUACAAAGCUAAAGGUUCUGGUGUGCGUUGUACUGUUGAUGGUAAGUCGUCGUGCAGGAUGAAAUAUAUACAUGCGCACUGGCGUAGGAACCAAGGCGGUGGGAGGAAGGAUAGACCGUCCUAAAAUUUUGUAAGGGGGUUUUAUUCCUCCCUCCCCCUAAAAAUAGAUAAGGUGCGCAUAGAUUUGCUGAAUAAGUCAUAUGCGUAUAGAUAUGAAACUUGUAGAAGAAAUAGUAUUUGACAUAGAGUAGAUAUUUUUUUAUUUUUUUAAACUGCGAGCUCUUUCCCAUCAAGUUCAAUCAUGCUUCAUCUGCUGGCUAUUAUAGCCCGCUGAGACCCCAACAAUUCAUUCAAUUUACCAAAACCGAACAUGAAACAAUUUUUGCAACAUUUUUGUCAAUUAAAUUCUUCAAUAUUGCGCCAAAACUGUGUGCAGGAAAUGAUAUUUCCGAACCUCGAUUUUAACUUUUUUUACCGGACCCCCAUUUCAACGAUAGAACGAGGCAUAUUACAUACUGUAAACAUGAGGAAAACGUUAUGAAUUCAUAUUAUGAUCAUUAUGACUCAAAUUAAGUAGAAGACAUGCUCUUUACCAUGUACAGGGUGUCCGCUCUUUUGUUGGAAAACGCGCAUUGUUAUACCUAUGGGAAUUUAAUUUAAUUGCACAUGAAUGGCGGAAUAUUUAUAACUUUCCGAUCGUCCAAAUGAUCUAACACGACGAAAGUAAAACAAAACUAUUUCACAAAUAAAUGGUUUCUGUUUAUUUCAAAUUAAAUUAAAAGUUAUGGGCCUUAAAAAAUAAAGUUAAGUUAUGCCCUUCAAUGUGUCCCCCAUUUCGUUCGACGCAAAAAAUGCCGGGUUCGGUUGUGCAUGUGGCGUACUGCGUUAUGGAUCAUUUCAGGCUGCUGCCGUACUGUAAAACGUUAAAUUCAUCGAUUAUCCUCUGGCGUAUAGCACCGAUGUUCCGGGGUGGAGUGGAGAACACUUUGUUUUUAAGAUACCCCCACAUAAAAAAUCACAAGGGGUUAAGUCCGGCGAUCGAGGUGGCCAUUCCACGUCACGGUGCAAAGCUAUCAAACGAUUCUCUCCAAACACUUCGCUAAGGCGAUCUCUUACUUCAAUAAGGCAAUGUGCUGGAGAGCCGUCCUGUGCUCACCAAAGACCCCUGAACAUUCCUUCCCAAUACUGGUUGUUGAAACGAAUGACAAGUUGUGGGAAAGCAAAUUCACAUUUUGAUCAAAAACGUAAGGUCCCAAAAUCACGCCAUUCCCGAAAAGUGCUGUCCGGACAGUGAGCUUUUCACGAGAAUUCCUGCGUUCAAAGUUAAAGGCCUGUAGGUGUCCCUUUGGUGCAUGCAUACUGGCGCACAUUGUGAGAGUUGACUUGUCCAUUCAUUGUAAAUCCUGCUUCGUCUCCAAUAAUGAUAUGCUUUGCCAAAAAUUGGGGUUUCGACAGCGUUGAUUAAACCAUUGGGCAUAGCGUAUAGUCGACGUGGCAAGUCGUCUGGCAAUAGAGAUCUUACGAUUUAGGAUGGUAACGCGACGGCAAUGGCUACCGAUGCAAUAAAUCAUUGAAUAAGAAUUGAAUAGUAGCGAUUGAUACACCAGAUGGAAAGCGUAAUUUAAAAUGAAAAUUAAAGCCCAGCAAAUGACUUUCAGACAAGACAUAACAAACUGUAAAAUUUAUUGGCUAACGUUUAUAGUUUAACGUUUAUUGUUUAUACUUAUAUAGUUUAAAUUUUAUAGUUUGUUAUGUCUUGUCUGAAAGUCAUUUGCUGGGCUUUAAUUUUCAUUUUUAAAUUAAGAAUUGAAUAAUUACGAUAUAUACGAAUAAUUUAGACAUUGUCCUCACUCUGUUUGCAACGCCAAAUCACAGAUUUUCACGUCUUGGUACAACGGCUGCAUUUCAAGCCGCAACAUGCAAGUGCAACUUCAAACUGGGUUCAGCCGAACUCUUCCCAACCAUAAAACCCAUGUCUUCAACUUCUAAGACUGUAUUAAAUUCAUACGAUUGAUAAUAUACGACGAAUUAUCUUUACUACCAUUUAUUUGAAGGAGAUUGUUUUGGCCGUCGUCGUUGCGUUGCCCUCCUAAAAUCGUAAGGUCUCUAUUACAAAGUUUAAGUUCGACUUCCAAUACCGAUACCGAUACCGAUGUUUUCACUUCCGUUAGAUAAAGUAUAGAACAUAUUAAUCGUCACCGAAAAUGUGCGGCAUACAUAACGGCAGCUGUGCUAAAAUUCCGACUAAAACAUGACUCGGCGAUGCUAAUAAACAAAUAGUUUACAUGUUUAUCGUAAAAAUUAUGAAAUAUCCGAUUUAUAUGAGUUUAUCUUACAAUUCCCCCGACUUCCAAUACAAGGCCGUCUUCGGUAGUGGUGACUUCCAACACACUUGUCCUCGUGCUUCUUGCGAGCAGAGAGCAUGCGCAUGACAUGUUGUUAGUAUCGGUAUUGGUAUCGGAAGUCGAACUUAAACUCUCUAUUACCUCGUGCCGUACGAGCAUUCGGGUAAGGAUGCCAUAGUAAAUCUAAUCUUGUAAUCCUGUUGAAACUCGAUUUUGAAACUUCAACAGUAUCACGACGAGCGCUAUAUAACACCUCGUGGGGAUUCCUCUAGCAGAACUCUCGCAGCAGCAACGUUUUCUUCACUUCGAGCAGUUCUUCGCCUGCCCGAAUUGCCCUUGUUUCGAUUUAAGUUUGUUCACCUGUGUUGUGGUAUUAACUAUUAAGGAACGCUUUUCAGAAUCGUCUUUUUGUUAGGUGGAUUCCGAUCAAGAAAUCGUAUUCUAAACGCGUUUUUCACUUCAGUUACACUUUGCGUUAACGUAUAAGUUGUUACGGCAAAUGUUUCUUGACAUUGAUUUCUCGUGUAAAAUUGACUAUAAAAUGAUAUUAAUAGGAAGUUACACUUGUUCUCGAAGUAUUGAUGAAAAAUUACACUUGUGUUUGGCGAAAUACUUAUAAACACGCGUGGGAUUUUUCAUUAAUACUUCUUGGAACCAUGUAAUUUCCUGUAUACUAGUACUUAUUUACUUAAGAAGACGGUUGUCAUUAUGAUGCUAUAUCAGUUCUGUAUAAUUACUACACUUUCAAAUAUUUGCGUUUGUGGGAAUUAAGCAGCAUAUGUCUAUUGCUUUGCCAAAACUUUCAAUUCGCAAUCUGCCUCGAUUAUUAUUGGAUGGUGUUAAAACUAUCGUGGUAAAUUUAUUUUGUUUCCUCCUGUUUGACUGCAAAUUGAGUGAUUAAAUGUGAGGUAAACUCCAACCAGAAAACAAAAAUUUUGCAUAUUCUAACUACAUUAGUUUCAAGUAUGGCCUUGUGCUAACUGCUUAGGAAAACUGUCCAUCCAUGCACCUCAACCCCUGAAGCUUAUAAUUAUACUCAUUCGAACACCAGCGAUAGGCUUACUCUGGGGCGGUAAAUCGCCCAAAAUCGCAUUAUCUCACGGCGAUUUAAGGCGAUUUACCGCCCCAGAGUAGGCCUAGCGAUAUUACAUGCAUGCAUGAUCUACUUUUAAGAUGUGUUAUAUUAUUAUAUACUCGCGAUAUAAACUGAAUGAUGAAUAUAAUUUAGAUGAAGCACUUUUGCAAGUCACACUAUUUUUAUUGCAUUUUAGGUGAGGAGCUUUGUAAAACUUGCGAAUGUCAAAAUCGUUCCGUGAAUUGUUAUGGCAAAAAUUUAAAUUGGAUGCCGUGGAUUCCAAAAAAUUACACAGCUGAGAAUAUACAAGAGUAAGUACAUUGCGAUUGUUGCAGUCAGCAAGUAAUCAUGUUACGAUCGAAGAUACUAAAGGCCGAUUUCCACUUCAACUGUAUCGUUAUUCGUAACGUAUCGUAGCAUAUUCUUUUGUGUCGAAGUCAUUACAGUAGUUCCAUUCUAGUGCAUGCUCAUGCAGGAAACAAAGAAAUCUGCUGCGCUUCGGUGCGAUAUGGUUGAAGUAGAAAACGGCCUUAAGAUGACGUUCACGAGAAGACAAUCAAGUGGUUUUUUUCAAUGAGUUCUCCACUACAAUAGAUUUAAUCGGUUGCAAUUGUCAGCUAAUUAACAAAAUAAGUAAUAAUCCCCUAGCCGACGGCGAGGGUACUAAUUCCUCCCGGCUAUUUACACCCGGGGAACGAAAGCAUUAGCGAAGUCUAAAAUUCAUCAAUUAUCGCGGGCGUGGGUGACCAACGAUGGGUGGUCAACGAUGGGUGGUCAUCCUCACUGACCUCAAAAAUAUGGCGGACUGUCAUGAAUAGCGGACACUGAUUGGUCCAAUUUAAAGUUUGCAUUAUAACGACUGCAUGACGACAGCGAAAUAGCGAACAUUUCUUGAUUUGAUGAUUGAUAAAUUUCUUGCAAAUAUAUAUCAUUUUUGCUCGCAUUUUUGCAAGAUUUUGUAAAUUUCAAAAGCUUUCUCAUAAAGAAAGGGCGAAAGAAUCGGCUAAAAGAAGGGAGCCGACGUUAACAAAGGUAAGUUUGUUUUAAAUAUUGAUUUUAUAAUGGAUUUAAAAUCCGACUGCCUUUGGCCCUUUGCGUAUAUGAAACAACUAAACAAGACAGCACAUAAUUUCAGUGUAUCUUUAAUAUUGAUUCCUAUUAUAAUAUUAAAUUUUUUAAAUAAAUAAAAAAGAAAGCAAAGUUAUUUGCAUGCGAGAAUUUGAAAUCAUUUUACUGCAAACUCAAAGUUUAUCGAUAAAGCCAUUGCAUUAAAGGCACUUUUAGUUUAGUUUUAUAAAGAACACUUUAAAACGUUUGGCGAAGCGUUUGUGGUUGAAUUUUACCUUAAAUUGAAGCUUAUAUCACGUAUAAAAACAUUCCUAACAUAUAUAUGUUGGGAAAUUGAUAAUUUUGUAAUUAAAAGUGAUAUUUUAGGCGAUAUAUUUUUCAUUUGUAAGAAUAUUCUUAAAAAAUUAUCGUGUUACCAUGACAACUGCUUUAUAUAUUUCUUGUUCGAAAAAUACAAUGGUUUUGUCAGAAGGCGAGGGUUUCUGCAUGCAUGUAUUUUCUAGUAUAUAAAAACAUAGACACAGUGAUAAAACAUGUCAGCUAUUUAUGGCGGACCAUUAGACAAGUGAUGGGGUGGGGGGGGGGGUCGCGCCAAGGGAACCAAAGGGGAAAACAGAGCAAAGAGGAAAGCAUGCAAAGGAAAAUAUCUUAUAUAUUUAAAAUUCCGAAAAAAUAUUCAUGCAAGUUAAAAAUCCCCUCUCCCCCCACCCCCAAACACUUUUCUAAUGGUCGGCCUCUUUGUGCUAGUUGUAAGAAAAUAUGUGCCCCCCCCCCGUUUGUAAUUCUCAAAUUCACGCCUUAUUAUCUCUGUGAUGUAACAGUAGAGAAACAUAGAAACAUAUAAUCUACUUUUUUCUCCACAGGUACUUGCUUGGAAAAAAUGCCAUUCAUACCGUGAACAAGUUCCAUCUUCGGGAAUUCACUUACGUUCGCAAACUGUAAGUCAUUUUAGGAUAUCAAACAAUUUAUUGUAUUCACGUGCAAGUACAAGAGCCCUUGCCAAAAUUAAUUAUUCUUCAAAGUGAUGCAAUCGGCCAUCCCAUUGCAUGCAUGGUCCACUGUAUAACUAAAGUGAAAUGUGAAACAGAGUACCGCAACAGAGUAAAUAUUUGUAAAGUUCGUGAAGAUAUACUGAAAGUAAGAAAAAUGUAUAGUGUCAAAAUUAAAGAAUUAAAACCGGUCCGACAUUCGAGAGGAGGCUUAUAAUUAUUACCAAGAAAUGCGGCUAUAUUAAUUAACGCUUCUAUGUCAAACCAGAAGAGGAAUGAGACUAUGAGAGUCUUCCCGAAAUGCAACGCGCGCCUCAUUAGAAUUCACACCAUAUUUAUUCAGCAAAAUAAAGCAAAGAUAUGUUUUGAUAACAUUUUUGUUUAGUAAUUUAAUAAAAGAAUUUUUGGAAUAGUUUUGUAUAUAUAUAUAUAUAUAUAUAUAUAUAUAUAUAUAUAUAUAUAUAUAUAUAUAUAUACAACUAUACUUUAAAACAUGAAUUUACUCCAUAAAACCGAAGAGUUAUCGCGGUUUGAAAAUGAGCUAUUUUUGCUAUAUUCUAUAAUAUAGCAUGCAAUCGAACGACGCGUUGAGAAUAAAUAUUUAUAAUAAUAGCCUAAUGAGCCACGUAUUGAGGCGUGCAUCGCAUUUCGGGAAGACCGUCAUUCCUCCUCUGAUUUCAAACUAUUAUUAGGUAUUAUAAUACUAAUUUCAAAAACAAUUUCCCGCAGACCAAUCGAUCUGAUGUGGCCAUUUACCAAUUGUCGAUUUCACAUAGUGAGAAAUGUAUAGUCGUACUCCUGAAUGUUUUGACACAAAAACAUGACACGUUUCUUUGGGCGAAAAGAAGGAUCCGCGAUUUUUGUAAUAAUCUUUUUCAAAUAAAUCGACUACUAAUUACGGCUGCUUGUUUUAGGAACUGUAACAGUUCCUAUACGACAAGCAACUGUCCAAAAAAGCGUGUUAUUAACUUUUCACGUGUAUGCAUGAACGCGAUUGACGGAAUCGUGAAAAUUUUGUUGCCGUUCCGAAUUCAUCCAUUGCUGCAAAAUGCUGAAUAAUUGCAUGAACAAAUGUGCCAUUUUUACAGCAUAUUUCAAACCUCCUUUUUCUUAUUACUACAGGGAUUUGUCAAAUAAUCGGAUAUCACAAAUUCAAGAAGACUUGUUCGUAUACACAAACCAACUAAGAGACUUGUAAGUUUUGUCAUACCUAUACAUGCAUUACGUUACUGUAUCCCUGGAACCCACAAAGUUCGUACGAGUUGUGGAAAGCGUCAUAGAGGGGGGGGGGGGUACGUUUGUGCGGAGAAAAAGUUUUACACGAUUACAACGACGAUUUUAAGACCCGUUGCGCUUCCAUUUUCCUUUUCAUUAUUUGCUCGUUUUUUAAAAUAAUUGCCACAUUUUUAGUAGUAGAAUCCACCCGAUUUUUAAGUAUAAUUGCCCGAUUUUUAAGUAACUGCCCGACUUUAAAAUGACGUCAAGUGCAAACCAAGAAUAACUGAAAUAGAAAGGAAUUCAAAGCAUUAGCGAAGUCUAAAGUUCAUCAAUAAUCGCGGUCACGUGGCUAUGAUCCAAGGCUAUGAUCCUCACUGAUCUCAAAAUAUGACUGUUUGCCAGGAGUGGGAUAAGCAAGAUUUCAAUUUUGAAAACCAUAUGUUUCGAAAAGAAUUUCUUACAGUGAACGUUGAAGCAAUUUUUGUUUAAAAAUGAGAAGAAUUGUGAAGUAUGGGAAAUCGUGAAAUAUAGGACAAGUUUGCUUUGAAUGAUCAAUCAGUUUAUGAAUUUUGCUGCUGCCAUGUUAAUUGCAUUGCUUUCCUUUGAAUGAACCGGUAAAUUUCUAAAUUACCUGUUUAAUUUUUUUUUAAAAACUUAAAAUGGAAAGGAGAGCAAAUUAUUUGAAGACCGAACUGAAAUUACUCAACAGUAGACCUUUUUAAAAAGUCUGCCUUGUGACGUAGUUUGUGGAUAAAGGAAAAUCCCGCACAGCCAUUUGGCUUGCCUGAUUGGCCAAAUGAUCGUAUUUAUCGGAAAACUACGUUUCAAGGCAGACUUUUUAAAAAUGUCUAUUGUUGACCCAUUACGAAUACUUCAUGCUAAAUCAAUGUUUGGAAAAUAUAGGCGAGCUGAGGGGUCACUGCAUGCACGUAUUUCUAGUACAUUAAUAAAUGUAGAGAAUAUAUUACACCACGGCUGUCAUUCGUGAUUCAGUUGACGCAAUAAAGGGAAGGAAUGGCGUGUGAAAUGUUCGAGCACCAAUUUAAAAAGUCACCCUUGCAACUAUGCAUGGGUUCACAGUCGUUCAUAGAACGCCUGAAAGUCAAAAUUAAUUAAACAACAAAUUUGAACGCAUGUUAAGGUCAACAAAUUUCCCCUACAAAUUAAAUAAUCCUGAACGGUCUUUGCCAGUGUAAGUAGUACCAAAUAUUAAGAAUUAAAAGCUGUGAAUUGAUAGGCAUACAAUUGCCUAAAAAAACACGAGGAGAACUUCGACGUUUCGAGCAUAAAAGUUCACUAGCAUAAAAGUUCAUGUAAUUUUCCCAUAGAAAUAAUAGAUAUGGAAUACGUACUCCUAUCUUUUCUCAGUAAAAAUUUUGUCUCCACAAAAUGGCGGAUCAAAGUGCAUUUUGACUCGUUCCAGACUCCUGCGACAGGGAAUUUCGCGCGGUUUCGAAGAGUGCGAAUUGUUUUUUCAAUAAAGUUUCCAAAACAGAUUUGGAAAACAAAACCUUUGGACGAUAAAGACUUACCGUAUUUACUCGAUUGAGCGCCACCCCCGAAUGAGUGCCGCAUUUGAGAUCAUUUUUUUUAAAGAGUGCCGACCCCGAAUGACCGCUGCACUAAUUCUUUUCAAAUGCGGACCCUUUCAAUGCGACGAAUUUACGUCUUCUGAUGUCGAGGGGGCAUAUCCAACGAUGUCAAUGGUUACGAUGCAGCAGUUGCAGUUGAAUCAUGAAGAGGACAUGAGUGACAUUGGUAUUUGUAAACUUGUAAACAGUAUAAGAACUUUCCGCCGUCAAAAUGCGGACAUUUAGUAACAAAGACAUUUAAAACUUGUUUAUUUUAUUGUUAAAAGUUGUUGUUACAAUCCACAAAUAAAAUAUUUUUUAAAGAGCGCCGCCCCCGAUUGAAAACCGUAUCUGAAGCACUGAAAAUUUAAAGAGCGCCGCGGCGCUCAAACAAGUAAAUACGGUAGUCUUAGCUUUGUUUAUACUUUGUAUUUCUCACUACUAGUCACAUGCAAUAUGGCGGAUUUGAAAGGGCAUGCUUGAGAAAAAGUUGAGACAUGAUUCGUGAUCAAGUAUGCAUUCUAUAUCUAUUAUUUCUAUGAAUUUUCCCGACCCCCGCUACUAUAUAACUUCCCGACGAAAGUUCUACAACAUCGAAGUUCUCGUUGUAUUUUUCAAGUGGUUGUAUCCCUAUCAAUCCGCAGCUUUCUCAUAAAUUAAAUACAUUAUCAACAUACAAACAUUUACGUUCAAUAUUGGAUGUUAAUUAAACAAUUCUUUCUAUCGACCAUUUCAGGGACUUAUCUGAGAACCACAUAUCAAGUAUAGCACCAAAUCUAUUUGCAUUUACUGGUCAACUCAGUUAUCUGUAAGUAUGCAUGUUGUUUUGUUACUACCUAACAAUGUGCAUUUAAACUGAAACAAAAACACAUGUUGUUUUUCCCAGAUUAAUAGAAGGUUCAUGAUAAUUAUUCUGGCAUGCUAAUUAAUGUGUUCUACACAUUUACAGGAAUCUCUCAGGUAACCGAAUCGAAUCCUUGACAUCUGAAAUGAUGAGAAAUUUACACAGUCUAACAGUGCUGUAAGUGUAUUAGUUUACUUCAUCCACAUAUAAUCGUCACCACCAUUUCAUCAUAUGAAUGUUGUCAUGAAUCAAAAUCAUGUUGACUGCACAUUAAGUUAUCCAUGCUUAAUCAUUCUUCUUGCAUGAAUAUAAUGAUUUUUAUCUUGUUAACAAAAUAUUUUUAUUAGCUCUUUGUUGCUUUGCCUAAUCCUAACGAUAAACUUAAAAAGUUUUUUUUGUGUUUACGAAAUUAAUUAAAAUACAUAAACAUUAUUAUUACUGUUACUGUACACGGCUGUACCGUCGAGGAAAUCCAGUACUCCUUCAAAUAGGGACAUUGGUAAUUAAACCGUGACGCUAUGAAUGCUAAUGAACAAAUAUAAACCAAAUAAAUAAAAGUGAUGUUUCCCCAAACAAAAAGCAAAUUUUGUGGGUGGGGAUAUAGGCCCACCAACCCUCUCCCCUGUUUCGCCGCCCCUGGAUUGACCAUUAAUUUAAAAUAAUUCGUUAAAUUAAUUGCAGAGACAUUUCAAGAAAUCAAAUAAGACAUUUUGAUGAAAACCUUCUUGUUAAUUUAUGGAAUUUGAAAUUUCUGUAAGUAAUUAUUGUAUUAAGUUGUUCUUAAUAUAUAUUAGUUCUUCUGUUGCUAAUUAAGCUGGUAUAGAAGCUUUUUCACAAAAGAAUACAAAUUUUAAAAUGUUACAUUAGAUUAAAUCUUUGAAUUUCAUAAGUAUACCAAGAAACGUUAUAGCGCAAGUCAUAAUUUCAUUCCAUUCCAUUCCAGGUACACAGACCGAUUCACCCACUGUUGUCAUGCAAAAAAAAUAAACCCUGAAGUCAAUUGUUUUGCUCCGGCUGACGUCUUCUCGAGUUGUAGUGAGCUUCUGAAAAAUGAUUUUCUCGAGGUGUUCGUGUGGAUUGUCGCUCUAAUGGUUGCAUGUGGAAACCUUGGGGUCAUUUUUGUCAGAUUUAAUGUCGAUACUAGAGGCUUACAAACAUUAUUUAUCAAUAGUUUGGUUUCGAGUGAUAUACUUAUGAGCAUCUACCUUUUAAUCAUUGGGUACAAUAACGUGACAUAUAAAGGAAAAUAUUUUGAACACGACGAAAAAUGGCGGUCAAGCAAAAGCUGCACCGUCGCAGGCGUUAUCUCUUUAAUCUCAAGCCAAGUUUCAUUGUUUAUGAUAACGGCUAUUACCACAGAACGAUACUGGAGUAUUGUCCAUAACAGCAAAAGAUUCAGCAGAUUUGGAAGUAAACUAAGUUGGAACAUUGUUAGUUUUGCGUGGCUGUUCGGCGGUGCAAUCGCUAUUUUUCCAGCCGUAUUUCCUCGGUAUUUUAACUCAACUUAUAUGACCUUUUACGGCCAGAACAGCGUUUGUCUUCCACUACAGUUACCUGAUGAGAACAGAGAGGUUCUUGGUUGGGAAUAUUGUUUGGGAUUAUUUGGUUGUAUUAAUGCUGUUUUAUGUAUCUAUGUAACGACAUGUUACAUUAGAAUGUAUAUGUCAUUGAAGCAGAAUGACAUUAGGAAUACCACUACACGAAAACAAGAAGACUCAUAUCUUGCGAAACGGAUGUUUGGUAUAGUGGUGACAAACUUAUGUUGCUGGAUUCCUGUUGUCACUUUUACAUUUCUCUCCCUCCAUGGAUUAACAUCACAUGUGAAAACGUUGCAUGCAUGGUCAGCGGUAUGCCUCUUUCCUAUAAACGCUGCUUUAAAUCCUGUCAUUUAUACAUUCUUUGCUCCUCGAGUGAAGAAGAAGAUAAAUAAUUUGGUAAAGUUGGCAGAUAGACGAACUACUAAAGUUUAA